CCUGCCUCCCCUCACUUCCAUCUGGGAUGGCCAUUUAAACCAGCGCUGGGCUGGGACUGGGCUAGAGGAGGCUGAGCACCGCAGACUGGGACGAGCUGGGGAACGGGGGCCACCAAGCAGGAGACAGCUGGACCACAUCUGGGCUCACAGCCGGGACUCGGGGACCCAACGCCAAGGAGAUGUCAACUCUACUUGACAACAGGAUGAGGACCCUGCAGACAGUUUCCAACAUGGACGGUUCCUGUACCCCGUCGCCCCCGAGCUCGCCGAGUCUCCACAACGAGAGCUGCAACAUCGCCCCGCUCACCCCAGACCAGUCCCCGAGGAGCGAGCACCGGAUGGUCAGGAGCUCCAGCUUUUCCGUGGUGGUGGCCAUCGACUUCGGGACGACGUCCAGCGGCUACGCCUUUAGCUUCUCCAAGGACCCCGAAGCCAUUCACAUGAUGAGGAAGUGGGAAGGGGGCGACCCUGGAGUCGCCAACCAGAAAACCCCCACAAGUCUUCUUCUGACCCCAGACAAGGGUUUCCACAGCUUUGGAUACACGGCCAGGGACUUCUACCACGACCUGGACCCCGAGGAGGCCAGAGAGUGGCUCUACUUUGAGAAGUUUAAGAUGAGAAUCCACAGCACCAGCGACCUGACCAUGAUGACAGAGCUGGAGGCAGUGAACGGCAAGAAGGUCCAGGCUGUGGUUGUGUUCGCGCAUGCUCUCAGGUUUUUCAAGGAGCACGCCGUGAAGGAACUGAGGGACCAGUGCCCGUCUCUGGACCCGAGCGAGUCCAUCCGGUGGGUCAUCACGGUGCCCGCUAUCUGGAAGCAGCCUGCCAAGCAGUUUAUGAGGGAGGCCUCCUACCUGGCUGGACUGGUGUCUCCAGAGAACCCCGAGCAGCUGCUGAUCGCCCUGGAGCCCGAAGCGGCCUCCAUUUACUGCCGCAAACUGCGCCUCCACCAGCUCAUCGACCUCAGCUCCAAGGCCUUCUACAACGGAUUCCACGCCGAGCGGAGCAUCGACUCCAGCUUCAGGCAAGCGAGGGAGCAGCUCCGCAGAUCGCGACACAGCCGGACCUUCCUCGUGGAGACCGGGAUGGGGGAGUUGUGGUCAGAAAUGCAGGCAGGUGACCGUUACAUCGUGGUGGAUUGCGGAGGAGGGACGGUGGAUCUCACAGUCCAUCAGAUCGAGCAGUCACAAGGAACGCUGAAAGAGCUGUACAAAGCGUCAGGUGGUCCGUACGGAGCGGUGGGAGUGGACCUUGCCUUUGAGAAGAUGCUAUGCCAGAUUUUCAGCGAAGACUUCAUCCAGACAUUUAAAGUCAAGCGCCCCGCAGCCUGGGUCGACUUGAUGAUCGCUUUUGAAGCUCGGAAGAGGACGGCAGCUCCACAGAGGUCCAACCAUCUGAACAUCUCCUUGCCCUUCUCCUUCAUCGACUUCUACAAGAAGAACAAGGGGCAGAACGUGGAGACGGCCCUUAGAAAGAGCGGCGUGAACUUUGUGAAGUGGUCGUCGCAGGGCAUGUUACGAAUGUCCUCAGAGGCCAUGAACGAGCUGUUUCAACCAACCAUCCAGCAGAUCGUCCAGCACAUAGGUGACCUCAUGAAGAAACCGGACGUUAAGGGUAUCAAGUACCUCUUCCUAGUGGGAGGUUUCGCCGAGUCACCAAUGCUUCAGAACGCCGUCCAGACGGCUUUCAGCGACGUCUGCAGGGUCAUCAUCCCCCAGGACGUUGGCCUCACCAUACUGAAGGGCGCCGUCCUCUUCGGACUCGACCCGACCAUCGUCAGAGUCAGGCGCUCCCCUCUGACCUAUGGAGUCGGGGUACUCAAUAAGUUUGUGGAAGGCAAACACCCAAAGGAAAAACUCUUGGUGAAAGAGGGGAAGAACUGGUGCACCGACAUCUUCGACAAGUUUGUUUCGGUUGACCAAUCUGUGGCCCUCGGAGACAUAGUGCAGAGGAGCUACUGCCCGGCGCGGCUGGGACAGCGCAAGAUCAUCAUCAAUAUCUACUGCUCUUCCGCCGAUGACGUGGUUUAUAUCACCGAUCCGGGCGUCAGGAAGUGCGGAACCAUAAAUCUGGAACUGCCAGACGUCGAUGAGUCCGACGCGAAGAUCAGCCGCCGGGAGAUCAAAGCCAGCAUGCAGUUCGGCGACACGGAGAUCAAAGUGGCAGCCAUGGAUGUCAAGACUUCAAAAACAGUCCGGGCCGCCAUCGAUUUCCUCUCUAAUUGAAUUUAAACAUUUCGGUCCUCGGCUUCUGGCCUAAAUCAUUACUUAAACCCGGAGAUGCGCCGCGUUCAGGGGCCCUCUGGGACAACGGACCGCCAAGUCUCAUGUAUGGACGGAAUCGUGGAGCGAAGUCUUCUCCGUACGGAGAAUUGGAAUGAUCUGCGCCAACUUCUCGGUCUUCUAAACCGGAACCCAAUUAGUGGCCAAGAAGGACAGACAAACCCAGAUCCCAUUGGCUCAGCAGGUCCUCGAGACCCCUCAUUCAUCUCAGGUGUUACAUACGCGGACCCCGGUAAACCCUCUUAGUACUUUGUUCCUAUAGGGGGUGCCACAGGUUAUAGGGGGCCCUGCAGUGCUUUGUGUCGCCGCUCUCUCACACGUGGGGGGCCCAGCGCUCAUUGGUAGGACUGGGAUUUGGGGGUUCGUAACUGGAAGUAGAAGAUAUGCUGAUCCCCUAAAGUGUUAAUAUUUGAAGUAUAUGUUUGAAUGUUUCGAUUUUCCCGCGUCCGCCCUGAGAAUUCAAAUAAAAUCCCCGUAACUAAUAACUCAUCGCUCCCGUGCUUUUCCCGACAAAUUCAAAGAAAAUGUUCGAAAAACAACAACAAAAAAAGACUGAAAUUUUAUUUUUGUAUUUUUUAAAGCAUUUCUGUAUUUACUGCGUAAAAAAAAUAAACUGUAAGCUCUU
Messenger RNA from Spea bombifrons (plains spadefoot toad), 2907 nucleotides. RefSeq names its product heat shock protein family A (Hsp70) member 12B (gene HSPA12B). Bases 180 to 2225 code for a protein of 681 amino acids. NCBI's taxonomy places the organism in Eukaryota, Metazoa, Chordata, Amphibia, Anura, Pelobatidae. The record is from RefSeq and is a predicted model, not a curated record. The transcript has 13 exons.